AUGACAAUAGGUAUUCUGUCAGCAUUAUCUGAGACGAAACAAGCAAAGCAAAUUGCCAGCAAUUAUGAUGGAACUUUCCUGAUUCUACUGAAUAAUAAAUGUGAGCCAUUACAACCGAGGCAACAAUGGAUUGUUACGGUCGCUGUCUUCGCUUGCGCCGCAGCUGUGCCAUCUGGUGCACUGCUGGCCACAUUCUAUUCCAGUAGCAUUAUUGGCCACGACGCACCAUGGGCUACGGCCCAUGGUACGGUUCACGCUGCACCCUUGACCGUCGCUGCUGCCCCAGUGGCGGUAGCUCACGCUGCUGCUGUGGCCGUUCCUACCAUCUCUUCUGGUGACAUUCAGGCUGCUGCAAUCGACGCUCACGUCGAAACUGCCGACCACGCCCGCGCAACUGUCGACACCAUCCGUCAGAUAAACGACCAGGCCGCUGAAAUCCAAGGCAGAGCUAUCAACGCCGCUGAGGACCACGCCUGGAAAGCGGUGAACGCUGCUCAGACUGCUGCUGCUCAAAUUGACGGUGCCGCUGCGAACGCAUCUCCUACUAUCGCUCGGCAGAUCGCUGGUCAGGUGGCUCCCGUCGUAGCCGCACCUAUUGCUGCAUACACCGCUCCCAUCUUCGCUGCACCAGCUUUCGCCGCUCGCUCUAUUACUGCUCCUCUGUUUGCAGCGCACGGUGUCGCUCCUGUCAUCGCAGGCAGCCAAUCCGUCUCCACUCAGUCCUUUUCCCAGACUUACCCAAUUCCAUUUGUCCAAGUGCCUGUCGCAUACGCACGGUUGGUAAGCAGUUCAUAGCAAAAUUUUACAUUAGAUUAUAGAUUUAUAAAAAUUGU
Nymphalis io (European peacock) is the source of this 833-nucleotide messenger RNA. Its product is annotated as cuticle protein 1-like. The record is from RefSeq and is a predicted model, not a curated record. The transcript is spliced from 2 exons. Bases 1 to 795 code for a protein of 264 amino acids. Lineage: Eukaryota; Metazoa; Arthropoda; Insecta; Lepidoptera; Nymphalidae.